GCUUUCGAGGGUUUUCGCUGUUCUCUUUCACUUCGUAUCGUUUUAGUCGUACCGGAGAUUAUUUCGACGCGACUGCUUGCCAGAGUAGUGUUCGUGUUCGCCCCGAGUGAUCGAUUCGCUCUAUCGAGCUCGUGCUUCCAUACUUCGCUGUAGAAAGAUGCAUACUUCUUACUUCUCUAAGUUGGUUGUAAUCCUUUGAUUUCAGUCCAACUUUUCUACCCUGACGUGCAGCUUGAGCUUUACCUCUAUACGCCACUUUUCCAAGAAAAUCAAGAAACAUGUCUUCCCGCUUUGCAGCCGCACGCCAGCACUUGCUGAGCUCGUCUCCGGAUGGGUAUAAUCACGUCGGAGAUCCUGCGUUGUCGGUGGGAUUGGAAACGGAUUUUACGUACCCUUCUUCGAGUUUAACGACUGCCGCGCAGCCCGUGCUUACGACCAGUGCCUCCAGCAAUGCAGCGCACCGAAGAACGCAAUUCGCCGUGGCGGCGCCCGCGAUUUGUCCGGUGGCCAGCUUCGAGCGGGGCAUGGAGAUCAACCUGCGCGCGGGUCCGCGGUGCCACCCCACUGACGUUGGGAAGUCGGACAACCACUCCGCGGCGUGCUGUCGGGCGAUCGAGCGCGCGAAACUUGCAGCGGACUCCGCUGAGCGCACCGUGAAGAACAACUGGUUUAUCCGACACUGCGCCAUGGCCCCCUUCCCCUUUGCUUUGCCGAAACUCAUCGACGAGGCCUUGCUCGAAGAAGAAGAGGAGGAGGAGGGAGAAUCGGCUGGAGAGAGGAAGACGGAACAAACUUCAGCAAGGGGAGAAAGUAGUAGACACACAAGCGCUGCGCCUUCGACGCGAGAUCGGAGUGGAGACGAGACGCCGAACGCAUCAACAUUCACUCCUUUUGCGGGUUUGCGCUGCUUGUUGUGGAAGAGUGCCGGCAGGAGCGGUGACUGCGAUCGAGGGCUUCUGGACAAGGACGUCGACUCAUCAGAUCCAGUGGCGCAUCGCGAUUCUCUAGUAACUCCACUGGAGUCGUGGUUCGGAUGGCGUCAUCCACAGGAGAGUAGCACAGCAGAGGACGAUUACGACCACGAAAAUUUUGGUACACGACCCUUGCGGAUGCAAACGGGCAGGCGAGUGGUGGCCCUGUAUCAAAGAAAAAACUGAUGUUGAUGUUCCUGUUGUGGAACAGGCUGGCCGUGUUUUGCAGAAGUAAUAUAAAAUACUUACUUUCGUUUCGAACUCGAGGUUUUGCGGAUCGAUGACACAACAGCAACACAACAAAGUCAACGUAGCCGAGCUCUUUUUUGUUUCGUACUCUAGGUACUAGUUUAAAGAAUGUCUUCAAUCCAAC
Molecule: messenger RNA, 1344 nt
Organism: Amoebophrya sp. A120
Lineage: Eukaryota; Dinophyceae; Syndiniales; Amoebophryaceae
Source: the annotation of a GenBank genome assembly